AUGGCACAUGGCUGGCGGUGCCGGAGCUUUGGAGGUUCAGAAAUCGGCUUUGCUGGCCCCACCGCGAAUGAUUAUUCACCCAACCACGGUGGCCUCUCGCCGCUACCCCAGACCAAGGAUACGCCCUCUUCGCAGACCGACUCUUUCUUCGCAUCUUCAGUCUCUCCACCGUGGCCUGAGCCUUACUUGAUUCCCAUAUAUCUCCGAGUGGUUCAUUUCUCUUUUCUCUGUGCAACAAACUCCUGGAACCUCACGUCUGCCCUCUCGCCAGGCGCGCAGUCCCAGAUGGAGUACUUUGAUUUUGAAGGCGCCUCGUUGGCCCAUGAAUCAAUCCAUCAAAGCGACGAUGUUGCCUCGCUUGAUCUUGAAUUUGAUGAGCCUGAAGAGCGGGACGCCAGAUUUGACUCGCUGCUUCAGGACCCGUCGUUGGACUUUCUUGAUAAUGCCCCCGUGCCGGAGUCGGCCGAACAGUUUGUGGGCGACUCUAUCCGCCCCGAUCAGGACACCGGAGUCUACCCCAUGUUCCGAGCCCAGGAACCCUGUGACUUCUGCCGGCGAAUGGGGCUGGACUGCUUUGUCGCCAAACGUGGAGUGAUGCAGAAUGGAUGUACCUGCUGUAUCUCGCUCUACCGUGAAUGCAGUUUCACCCAUGCCAAAGUUCCUGGCAAAUUUCUUCAGACCUUACAUCCCGUGUCAGAGAAUGCCUACAUUCCUACAGGUGGCUUAACGGGGAAAAGAGCACUCAAAUCUGUCUCGUACGGUGCCUUUGGAGACGAUACCGAUGCGCGUUCUCGCAAAAACAGCACUCGAUUCUCUCGCAGGGCCGUCACGAUCCUCAAGGGCUGGUUACGUGAUCACAACGAGAAUCCUUAUCCCAAUGAAGCCGAGAAAGACGAGUUGAAGCACAAUACGGGCUUAACUCUAACGCAAAUCUCCAAUUGGCUUGCAAACGCUCGACGACGCGGCAAAGUUCGGCCUCCUACUGGCCCCAUUUCGACUGUGCCAGGCGCCGUCGACAUUCCUAGCCAGUCGCGACAUCCCAAAGAUCCAGCUCUCAUGACCCCUCUUGAACGUUGGAAGUACUCUCCUCCUGAAAACGAGCCGGCUACUAUAAGUGAUAUUACCCGUGCUUUGGCCAAUCCUCCAUUUGAUCCCUCGCGUCAACGCCGGACCCAUCCUGGUCACGUGAGGACCCGUCGCCCGGGGUCCAGUACCAAUGAGUCAAGCCACGCAAGCUCAGAACAUAAAAGAUAUACUGCUUCGGCCAGUAGUUUGGAUACCAGUCGGUCAUCCAUUUCUGACCUCUCUUUUGCUUCUGCAUUCUCCCAUCGAUCCUCCCUUUCCUUUGGUUCAAUGGAUCGUAAGGAACGUCGUCGCCGCCGCAAACCUUCUGUACCUGCCAAUACAUUCAAUCACCAGAAGGCCAAGGCGGUUCGUCCUUUCCAAUGUACCUUCUGUACUGAUUCAUUCGCGGCCAAAUAUGACUGGCAACGCCAUGAAAAAUCUAUGCACUUGAUCUUGGAGAAGUGGAUAUGUUCUCCUCAUGGUGGUGUAACAGAGCAGAAUGGUAUACUUCGUUGCGUGUUCUGCUCGGCAGCUAAUCCUGAUAGGGAUCAUCUUGAAAUACACAAUUACAUUAGCUGUCAAGAGAAGUCUCUUCAGGAGAGGACUUUUUAUCGGAAGGAUCACCUGAACCAACAUUUACGCUUAAUGCACAAUACCAAGUUUCAGCCAUGUAUGGAGAAGUGGCAAAGCAGCAUUACAGAGAUUACCUCUCGCUGCGGUUUCUGCGGAACUGUGAUGCAAACUUGGAAGGACCGCGUGGACCACCUUGCCGGUCACUUCAAGAACGGUGCCAGCAUGGCCCAAUGGCAAGGAGAUUGGGGCUUUGAGCCAUCAAUCCAAGAGCGAGUCGAAAAUGCCGUUCCGCCAUAUCUCAUUGACUAUGAAUGGAGGUCCCCUGAUCCCUGGACUACCGUUCAAGCACAAGGAGACGGUGUCUCACCGCAGCUUCGAGUACCAGAUGACGCCAAUUGCUACAUGCGCCUCUCACGUGAACUCACUUCAUACAUUCAUAACCAAACAGCCCAAGGGGUUAUCCCGAACGAUGAGAUGCUACAAACUGAGGCGCGUCGAAUCAUCUAUGGGAAUGACGAUGACCCCUGGAAUCAAACAUGCGCCGACAAUCCACUCUGGCUCACAAUUUUGAAGCGGGAGACCGGCCUCGAAACUCCUGCCAACAACGACGAACUUCAACUAUCUGAUCUUGGGCUGCAGCCUCCUUUCGUUGGCCACAGUGGUGUGCGCAAACCCCCACGAGAAGCCAAUCUUUUGGCAAGGGGAAUCGGUGCUGGUGCCCUGCCCAGCCCAGCUGUGUCUAGCCCUAGUCUAAGAAGCCCCACGUAUCCCCCAACAGGCUUCUCUUCUGCCGCACCUAGUGGACAGGGAAGUCUAGCAGGGAGCUACGCAGGAAGCUCAGGGAUGAUAUCAGCUGGCGUGCCGGCAUUCAUCUCUGAUUGGAGCAGCAGUCUACCCGGCCAUGCUUCGUCAUCUUCUGUUCAUGCAGAUGGAGAGCCACCUGAUCCGCUGGUGCAGAUGGGGUUCGAUCCGGAGUUCCUGCAACGACUCAGCGAUAGUUAUACCGAGCUUACGCCGCCUGAUAUGGAGCUGGUACCUUUGGAUGCACCUCUUGACUACGAGGGCAAAGGGAAGCAGCCGUGGUUGAAUCCAGCAUCCCAGACACUGCCACUUAUGGGUGUGCCGGCUUCAGAUCCCCUCGCAGCCCUUCAUUCUGAAGAGGGCUAUCCCCACACGUCAGAUUCUGCCCAAUCUGGACUGCCUGCAUUCCGUGAUGGGAAUUUUUGA
Molecule: messenger RNA, 2865 nt
Organism: Penicillium daleae
Lineage: Eukaryota; Fungi; Ascomycota; Eurotiomycetes; Eurotiales; Aspergillaceae
Product: putative homeobox and C2H2 transcription factor
Exons: 1
Coding region: 1-2865 (954 amino acids)
Biological process (GO): regulation of DNA-templated transcription
Molecular function (GO): DNA binding
Source: RefSeq, a predicted model, not a curated record